Thyridium curvatum is the source of this 795-nucleotide messenger RNA. RefSeq lists its product as uncharacterized. Gene Ontology annotation, cellular component: cytoplasm; late endosome. The transcript has a single exon. Bases 1 to 795 code for a protein of 264 amino acids. Gene Ontology annotation, biological process: retrograde transport, endosome to Golgi. The record is from RefSeq and is a predicted model, not a curated record. Lineage: Eukaryota; Fungi; Ascomycota; Sordariomycetes; Thyridiales; Thyridiaceae. Gene Ontology annotation, molecular function: oxidoreductase activity.
AUGUCUGCAUACAAUGAGCCCAAGCGGUUGGCAGAGUUCCUGUUGAAGCAGUGUCUGGAGCGUGGCGUUCACCUCCACCACCCGGCCAAGGCUAUCUUCGUCGGAAAGGAUAUGAGGAAUGAGCUCUCUAGCGUCCGCGUCGCCGACCUCACGUCGUCUACGGAAACUGACAUCCCGUGCACGAGGAUUAUUAUCACGGCCGGCGCAUGGUCCGCUCUUGUAUUCAAGGCGCUCUUUCGCACCUCGGACAUCACACUGCCCAUAGCCAGCUUGGCUGGACACUCUCUCGUCAUCAAGUCACCGCGGUGGGUGGAGGCGAUGGAAGAGAAGGGCCUCCACUCGGUCUACACGACCAGCUCCGCCGGGCACUCGCCGGAGAUCCUCGCCUGGAAGGGAGGACGGCUCUUCCUCGGCGGCGUAAACUCGGCCGAAAUCCCUCUGCCGGCGCUGGCUACCCAGAGCAAGGUUCUCGGCCCGUCCGUCGAGGAGCUGAAGCAGAUCGCCGCAGAGCUGUUGGCUUCGGAAACGGGGCACACCGACUACGAGAUCGUCCGACAGAGCCUGUGCUUCCGGCCCGUGACGCCUUGGGGGCUGCCCAUCAUCGCGGGGAUACCGGACGAGCACCUCGGCAUUGCGAUGGGUACCCGUCCCGGUGAGGAGGGCGGCGUGUUUGUGGCAGCCGGGCACGGGCCGUGGGGGAUUAGCAUGAGUCUAGGGACGGGUAAGGUGCUGGCUGAGCUGGUGCAGGGCAGGGAGCCGAGUGCCGACAUUAGCCAUCUGGGGCUGCGACAGUAG